Messenger RNA from Ctenocephalides felis (cat flea), 597 nucleotides. RefSeq lists its product as uncharacterized. Lineage: Eukaryota; Metazoa; Arthropoda; Insecta; Siphonaptera; Pulicidae. The record is from RefSeq and is a predicted model, not a curated record. The coding region runs from base 1 to 597 and encodes 198 amino acids. The transcript is spliced from 3 exons.
AUGUCAAAAUAUAACAGCAUAAUUGAUAUAUCUUCGGAUGAAGAUAUAACAUUUGAUUUAAAAAAUGAUGAAUGUAAAGAAAAAUCAAAACAGAAAAAGUUAAAUGAUUUUUUUGAUUUUUCACCUGAGCGUAAAAUAACUGUACCUGAUACUGAUUCUUCAAACAGCCCAAAAAACAAUUCUUAUCAAGAUGACGGUUGGGAAAAGAAGUUUAUGCCUAUUAGUCCAGAAAAUAAGAAAACAUCUCCUAAAGAUGAACUCGAUCAUUCUAUAUUAAAUAUGGAUUUUUAUGAUUCAGCAAAUAGAGAUCAAACUCUUCAGAUUAUAUCAAAUUCGCCAAAUAAAAAGGACAUUAUAAAAACAGAAGACAAAUCACUAGAUAAUUUAAGAACUUUAGUUCAUAAUAAACUUGGUAUAAACAUUGAAGGUUCAGAUGAAUCAGAUAUUUUACUGUCAAAAAUCAAAGAUAUUGUUGAGAUAUAUGACAGUACACGAAAAUCUAAAGCGGAGCUUGAGGGAAACAUGAAUAAUCUGAAAAAAAUGUAUAUCGAAAUUCUGGAAUUUUUAUGCAUCAUUUUUAGACAAGGUUCCAUUUAA